AUGCUGACAUACGCGAUCCUCCUCGGAAUGAUUGUGAAGACGAGUGCAGAGGAGCAGUGCGAGGAUGCUGGCCUCUUGCAGUCCAAGACCAAGACAGCUUCAGGCGACGAGAAGCUGGACCUUGGCUCCUCGUGGUUCUUUUCAUGCGGCAGUGGCGGCAGAGGUGAGCCAGGCACUGUGGAUGGACUUUAUACCUUCGGAGCCCCGGGGUCAGCUUCGCCGGGUUUCGAAUUGAGAUCCGCCGACGGAGGCUGUUUUCCGGGAGCACGGGUUGUCACCCUGCGAACAGAAGGCGAAAUGGAGCAAACAGAUCCCAUAGCAUGGCUAGCUUCCAGGGUCAGCCUUUGGCACCCUCGCAUGGAUCUCUACCUUUUGGAUGUCGACGACCCAUCCAAAGACCGCUACUAUCCCUGCACGCUGAGCAAUGUUCAGCAUUGGCCUAAUUCGACAUGGUUGGUUCGAGCAGACUGGUCUCUCCACAGUGGGACGUACUUUAACCAAGUGGCUGCGAGAAGUUCCAACACAUUCGUGAAACGAUUGAGCAAUUGGGCACUGGAUCUGUCGUACACCCGAGAUGCAGAGAAAGGCGCUGAGCUUGCGCGUCAAGGAGGCUUUCGUGUGGUCGGUGCAGCAAGGUAUCAACCAGGAGACUCCAGAAUGAUCUUGGACGCGCCCUUGUGGCCCAAUUGGUGGCAAUUCGGUGAGCAGGUUUCCUACCUCGUCCAGCAUCCGCAAACCUUGGAGUGCCUUGUGACUUUUCAAGGCACCUAUGAUACUGUGGACUGGUCGCAAAAUGCCAGGGGUAUCACUCGAGAAUUUUGUGGUCUAACCCUGCCAGACGAUCGAUGCUGUCCGUGGCCGCUACCCACAUGCAGAGGGGACUGCCGUGUGCAGCGCGACGGUGAUUCUUUCGUGCAUUCAGGCUUUUGGGCCGAACUUUACCGGAUGACACAAGUCCCAUCAUGGCAGCAGAACAUCCGCCCACGUCUUCCAUACUGCAAAGAAGUUUCCGUGUUUGGCCACUCGCUGGGUGGUGCUAUGUCGACCCUCUUCGCUGCAUGCAUUGGAAGGGCGCCCAAGAACGGCACACAUGGAUAUGAGGACUAUGCAAGCAUUUCCUGGACCAAGCAGAGGCCAAAGCUACUUCCCGAGAAUGCUACGUUUGAGAUAUAA
Molecule: messenger RNA, 1173 nt
Organism: Symbiodinium necroappetens
Lineage: Eukaryota; Dinophyceae; Suessiales; Symbiodiniaceae
Source: the annotation of a GenBank genome assembly